Molecule: messenger RNA, 1947 nt
Organism: Peromyscus eremicus (cactus mouse)
Lineage: Eukaryota; Metazoa; Chordata; Mammalia; Rodentia; Cricetidae
Gene: Usp30
Product: ubiquitin specific peptidase 30
Exons: 13
Coding region: 23-1576 (517 amino acids)
Biological process (GO): protein deubiquitination
Cellular component (GO): cytosol; nucleus
Molecular function (GO): cysteine-type deubiquitinase activity; cysteine-type endopeptidase activity
Source: RefSeq, a predicted model, not a curated record
GGCGACGGCGACGGCGGCCGUGAUGCUGAGCUCCCGGGCACAGGCGGCGAGGACGGCGGCCGACAAGGCCCUCCAGCGCUUCCUGCGCACCGGGGCGGCCGUCAGAUAUAAAGUCAUGAAGAACUGGGGAGUGAUAGGCGGAAUCGCCGCUGCUCUUGCAGCAGGAAUAUAUGUUAUCUGGGGUCCCAUUACAGAAAGGAAGAAGCGGAGAAAAGGGCUCGUGCCUGGGCUCGUCAACUUAGGGAACACCUGCUUCAUGAACUCGCUGCUGCAGGGCUUGUCUGCCUGCCCCGCCUUCGUCAGGUGGCUGGAAGAGUUCACCACCCAGUACUCCAGGGACCAGCAGGGGCCCCACACACACCAGUGCCUGUCCUUGACGCUGCUGAACCUCCUGAAAGCUUUGUCCUGCCAAGAAGUCACCGAGGAUGAGGUCUUGGAUGCAAGCUGCCUGCUGGAUGUCCUGAGGAUGUACAGGUGGCAGAUUUCUUCCUUUGAAGAACAGGAUGCUCACGAGUUAUUCCAUGUCAUCACCUCCUCACUGGAAGACGAGCGGGACCGCCAGCCUCGAGUCACACAUCUGUUUGACGUUCAUUCCCUGGAGCAGCAGUCAGAAAUGACUCCCAGACAAGUCACCUGCCACACGAGAGGGUCUCCUCACCCCACGUCUAAUCACUGGAAGUCUCAACACCCUUUCCACGGAAGACUAACUAGUAACAUGGUGUGCAAACACUGUGAGCACCAGAGUCCUGUUCGAUUUGAUACCUUUGACAGCCUUUCCCUCAGUAUUCCAGCUGCCACUUGGGGGCACCCGCUGACGCUGGACCACUGCCUUCAUCAUUUCAUCUCAUCCGAGUCGGUGCGAGACGUCGUGUGCGACAACUGUACAAAGAUUGAAGCAAAAGGAACGUUGAAUGGGGAGAAGGUGGAACACCAGAGGACCACUUUCGUUAAACAGUUGAAACUAGGGAAGCUGCCCCAGUGCCUCUGCAUCCACCUCCAGCGGCUCAGCUGGUCCAGCCAUGGCACGCCCCUGAAGCGGCAUGAGCAUGUGCAGUUUAACGAGUUCCUGAUGAUGGACUUCUACAAGUACCGCCUCCUGGGACACAAACCCAGUCAGCAUGGCCCCAAAGCCAGUGAGAACCUGGGGUCCGCCCUGGAACUACAGGACACACAAGCGUCCCCGAAGCCAGGUCUGAGUCAGCCGGGGGCCCCCAAGACCCAGAUUUUCAUGAAUGGCGCCUGCUCCCCGUCUUUGUUGCCAGCCCUGCACUCCCCGAUGGCCUUCUCUCUGCCGGUGGUUCCUGACUACAGCUCCUCCACGUACCUGUUCCGCUUGAUGGCAGUUGUCGUCCACCAUGGGGACAUGCACUCUGGACACUUCGUCACUUACCGACGGUCCCCACCUUCGGCCAAGAACCCUCUGUCAACCAGCAACCAGUGGCUGUGGAUUUCCGAUGACACCGUCCGCAAGGCCAGCCUGCAGGAGGUCCUGUCCUCUAGCGCCUACCUGCUGUUCUACGAGCGAGUUCUGUCCAGGGUACAGCAGCAGGGGCGGGAGUACAGGGCUGAGGAGUGACGGGCAGCCCGGAGCCAGGGCCCGUGGUGAGGGCCACGUCCAGGAUAACAGAAGGCAUGCCACGUGUACGCGUGCAAGCAGCCCCGCUAGAGCCCCUCAGCCCUGUGUGUAUUGUGAGAGCAGGCUCCACACGGGGGCCUGUCUACGCAGCGCUGCCAGGGUGUACUGGAAGGUGUCCUCACGUGAGGACAGCCUCCAUCGUGUCUGGAACAUCUUCCUCAUCUGACACAGGUCAUUAAAAGACACAGACUCCAGCGGCCACCCUUUCUGUACUGUAACAUGCUAGGUGUUCUCAGAGGACACUGCCUUUGUCUGGUCCUCUGACAUUCCAGCAUAGAUCUUUAUUUUUAAUAAGAAGGCCCUAAAUAUUA